AUGUCUAAAAGACUUUCAUCUUCUGUAGGUAAUAUCCAAGGUCCAUAUGCGGACGAGGUAUUGGUGUGCCAAUAUAUGCACUUGACCAAUGCCCAAGGCUGUCUAUGGUUUGGGGGAGAUCCAUUUAAUUUUAGUUUACCAGUUCUAUUGUCACAGUUAGUUGUAAUUACAACUGUUGCUAGUAUAACUUGGUUAAUUCUCAAACCUCUUAAACAGAGUAUGACUGGUAUCAUUUUGGGUCGAUCCUUUUUGGGGCACGUUCAAGUUUAUUCUGAGAAGUUAUUUCCUCCAGAAGGAAGAUUGAGAGCAGGAAACAACGCUGUAGUAAUUGGUGCUACGUGCUUUUUUUUGCCUUUAGCAAUUGGGCUUUUGGCCAUUCUCGUUGUACCUCAUUUUGUGAUAUUAGAAGAGUCAGCCGAAACUUCUCUACCUCUUGUUGCAACGGUAAAUGCAAUAACUUCAUUUCCUGUAAUAACAAGUCUCCUCAGUGACCUUAACAUUCUUAAUUCCGAGAUCGGAAGGAUUGCUACUUUGGCAUCCUUAGUUAGUGACGUGUGCCACUACUUGGUGUCUGUGGUUAUUGGUUCAGUGGGUUUGACGUUAACUUCUGAAGUUAGCGUCUUCUGGUCCAUUAUAUGGGGUCCUUGCUUUCUGAUCGUCAUUGUAUUUGCGCUUCGUCCCACAAUUUUACACCUAGCUAAGCAUAUACCAGAAGGACAACAAAUGAAAGAGAUCCAAUUCAUAGUCAUUGUUGUAAUAGUCUUGAUAUGUGGAUUUCUUGCUCAGAGUCUUGGCCAGCCUGCUGCACUAGGAACUUUUAUUUUGGGCAUGGCUAUACCAGAUGGACCACCUUUGGGAUCUGCUCUGGUGUAUAAGCUCGAAAUAAUAAAUUCUGGAUUGCUUGUUCCAGCCAAGUUUGCACUCAGUGGUUUAACUAUGGACUUAUUCUCAGUCAAAAAAGGAAGCGCUGGAGCUGUAUUUGGGGUUCUUAUCUUCUUUGGUUAUGCAGGAAAGUUCACAGGCACCUUAAUUCCUGCACUUUACUACAGAAUUCCCUUGAGGGAUGCUGUUUCUCUUUCUCUCAUAAUGUGUUGCAGAGGUAUCAUUGAAGCUGUUAUGUACAUUACAAUGCAAGAGGAUGGGAUCAUAGACAGUGAAGCAUAUGCCCUUCUGUUGAUCUCAAUGCUGAUCGUAACAGGAAUUGCAAGACCUUUGAUAUUUCACCUCUACGACCCAUCAGCAAGGUAUUUUCGUCAUCAAAAAAGUAGCAUUCUAUGCUCGGAUCCUUUUGGUGAGCUCCGGAUGCUCGUCUGCAUUCACAAUGAAGAAAAUGUCCCGACUCUUAUAAGUGUCCUUGAAGCCUCGACCCCCCAGAGAAAGAGGCCUAUUGCUGUUUUCGUCCUGAAUCUAACUGAGCUUAAAGGCAGAGCAGCGGCCGUGCUUGAGCCUACUAUUGGUAAAGGCAAAAAGCUCACUACCUCUAGAAGCUGGUCAGAACAAAUUGCCAAUGCUUUCAACUUGUUCGCACAGCGCAAUCACGGAUGUGUGUUUGUUCGGUACUUCACCUCAAUUGCUCCAUACGCCAGCAUGCAUGAUGAUAUUUGCACAAUCUCACUAGAACAAAACACGAAUAUUGUAAUUGUGCCUUUUCACAAACAAUGGACUAUUGAUGGCAGAGUGGGAGCCAACUCCCCUUCAAUCAGAAUGGUAAACCAAAAUGUUAUGCAAAAAGCCCCAUGUUCUGUGGGUGUACUUGUUGACCGUGGACAGGUGGCCGGAAGGCAUUCGAUUUUGGGAGGUCAGUCCAUGUUCCAAAUCACUAUGCUAUUCCUCGGUGGUGCAGAUGACUGCGAAGCUCUAGCAUACACUAGUCGUUUGGUUGAAAAUCCACAAAUCGAACUCACUUUUAUGUGGCUUAGGCCAUGGGAUCACGUGAAGUAUGACGAUGAUACAGAGAAGACUAUUGAUACACAAUUGGUUAAUCAGUUCCGGGCGAAUACCAUUGGAAAUCAAAGGGUCAUUUACAAAGAAGAAAUGGUAAGCGAUGCAAUAGGAACGACAAAGGUGAUCAGAACAAUCGAGGACAGAUGUGAUUUGUGCAUAGUUGGUAAGUACCAUGAACCUGAUUCUCAGCUUUUACUAGGCCUUACUGAAUGGAAUGAAAGUCCCGAACUUGGACUCAUUGGAGACAUGUUAGCCACCUCGGAUUUUCGGUUUUCAGUUUUGGUAGUGCAACAACAGCCUCAAGAAGAUGAAUUUAUGGAGAAACAUCCUCUUCAGACAGUUUCUUGUAGUUACAGUACAUCAGGAAAAUAUAGUCUAUCUUCUCUUAAUGAAGAUUCAUGUCAUUCCAAAUUUUAA
Molecule: messenger RNA, 2361 nt
Organism: Fraxinus pennsylvanica
Lineage: Eukaryota; Viridiplantae; Streptophyta; Magnoliopsida; Lamiales; Oleaceae
Source: the annotation of a GenBank genome assembly